UUCUUUUCAGUGUGGAGAGUGAUCUGUGCAAAACGCAACCCAAAUAGGGGUUUUCUGCUCAAAGCCAGCUGGUCUGGCUUUAUUUCUUUUGUCUUUUUUCUCCCUUUCUUCUUUUCCCUGUUGUCUUUCUUUUCCUUUUUUUUUUUUCUUUUUUACCCGAAACCGGUGAAUGUUUGACUGACCUGGCCCACAGCAGGUGCUGGAGGGUGUAUCUUCCUGGAGAAGACAGUAAACGCCGCUGGUGCCAAGGGAAGAAAAAAAAAGACCCUGGAACCUGGGAAAGACACCGCUCAUGACGUGCUGAACCUCGGAGCGGGAGACAGACGGAAGGAUCUGAAGUGGAAGUUUUGACAGAAGGAGACGCGCAUGUGGAGUGGAUGACGGAGGCUGCGAAUUGAGAGUAGCGAGUGUCGAAAAGAAAGGUCGCCUUGAGGAUUCUCUAGAAGAGCGAAAGAAGAACGUUUAUUACCUUGGGGAGAGCAGAGAAGAGAAGACGGGGACGAUGGGGAGGAAAAAGAUUCAGAUUGCCAGGAUUAUGGAUGAACGCAACAGACAGGUGACGUUUACGAAAAGGAAGUUCGGUUUGAUGAAGAAGGCCUACGAGCUGAGUGUUCUGUGCGACUGCGAGAUCGCCCUCAUCAUCUUCAACAGCACCAACAAGCUGUUCCAGUACGCCAGCACCGACAUGGACAAGGUGCUGCUCAAGUACACCGAGUACAACGAGCCGCACGAGAGCCGGACCAACUCCGACAUCGUGGAGACUCUGCGCAAGAAGGGCUUAAACGGCUGCGACAGCCCCGACAUCGACGCCGAAGACUCGGUCUGCCACAGCCCGGACUCCGAGGACAAGUACCGCAAGAUCAACGAGGACAUCGACCUCAUGAUCAGCAGACAGAGGCUGUGCGCUAUCCCCCCCUCUAACUACGACAUGCCAGUGUCCAUCCCUACCAGCAACCCCAACAGCCUGAUCUACAGCCACCCGGGCGGAUCCCUGGGCAACCACAACCUUCUGCCAUUGGCCCACCCCUCCCUCCAGCGGAACAGCAUGUCCCCAGGGAUCACGCAUCGCCCACCUAGUGCAGGAAACGCAGGUGGCCUCAUAAGUUCCGACCUCACCACCAGUGCAGGCACCAGUGCUGGAAACGGGUACGGGAACCACCGCAACUCCCCCGGGAUGCUGGUGUCCCCAGGCAGCAUGAACAAGAACCUGCAGGCCAAGUCCCCCCCGCCCAUGAACCUGGGCAUGAGCAACCGCAAGCCGGACCUGCGCGUGCUGAUCCCGCCCGGCGCCAAGAACAACAUGCCCUCCAUCUCUGAGGACGUUGAUCUCCUAUUGAACCAGCGGAUAAAUAACUCACAAUCUGCCCAAUCCUUGGCUACCCCUGUGGUUUCUGUAGCAACGCCAACUCUACCAGGACAAGGAAUGGGAGGGUACCCAUCUGCCAUUUCCACCUCAUAUGGUACUGAAUACUCUCUGAACAGUGGCGACCUGUCUCUGACGGGCUUUAACAGCUCCGGGGGCUUGCACCUGGGCUCCAUGACGGGCUGGCAGCAGCAGCACCUGCAGAACAUGCAGCACUCUGCCCUGGGCCACUUAGGAAAUUGCACUAGCACUCACUUAUGUCAGAGUUCAAAUCUCUCCCUGCCUUCUGCUCAAAGCCUGCACAUCAAGUCCGAACCUGUUUCUCCUCCUAGAGACCACCCCGGGGUCACGCCCGCGGGUUACGCGCACCAGCAGGCCCCGUCCCGCCAGGACUCGGGCCGCUCGCCCGUCGACAGCCUGAGCAGCUGCAGCAGCUCGUACGAGGGCAGCGACCGCGAGGACCCCCGCAGCGAGUUCCACUCGCCCCUGGGACUGAUGCGGCCGUCGGCGGAGGAGCGGGGGAGCCCGUCGGUCAAACGCGUGCGCCUGACCGAGGGCUGGGCCACAUGAUAAAGCGGGCCGCGCCCGCGACGCCGCUCCCUCCCUCCCUCGCUCGCUCGCUCGAUCGGUCCCCCGCCCCCCGCCCCCCACCCGCCUCCCCUCCUGCCCCGCCCCACGUGUUCGCUCCAGGAGGGGGGCCCCCCCCAUUUUCUAAAUUUAAGUUUGGUUUAUUCACUUCUUUUUUUUUGCGCUGAGUGUGUGUGCUGUUCAUGUUAAAGUGAUAUAAAAAUGUAUUAGCGGGAGUGGGUGGUAUUGGGGAGGGGGAGGGGUGGGGGGGGAUAUAGGGAAAUGGAAGGGUCAUGCGUAGUGGGAGGGGAGGGAAGUGCAUUAUUUGUGUGGAAAAAAAACAAUAUACAUACAUACGGGGACGUGUGUGUUUAUAUAAAGAAAUAAACAAAAAAAGGUCAGGUACUCUUGUUUUGUAAAACUACUCUCAACUUCAGUGAUAUGGCGUAAUUAAAUGAGUGAGUGGAAGACUAUGUUGCCGAGUCUAAAAGUCAAGCACUUGAGAUGUACAAGUAAUAUUUGUGUACAGCUUAGGUUAUCUUUUACUCAUUCUUUUUUUGCUGCCGUCUUUUCUUUGCAGUGCUCUCUUGCAAAAUGUAUGUUACAUUAGAUAAUGUCAUGUUGCAGGUUCAACGUAUUUAUGUACAUAGAGGGCCAGGGAGGGGUUUCAAAGUCACCAGACUUUGUAGGCUUAUUUACAAAAGAGAUAAAAAGCUGAUAUGCAACUUUUGAAGAAUCACACAGGAUAUACCUGCAGACCCACGACCUGGACCUAUGUCAAAUAUUUUCCCUCAAAGUAUGGAGCUAAUUAAUGCCAUGAUCAAUCAGAACUCAGUAAAAGUGGACCAUACUUUUCUUUAAGAGCCAUGUUAGAUAAUUACACAAAAUUCAGGUCUAGAAUUACGUAAUCAGAAUAAGAAACAUGUACGAUACAUUUUGCGUAUAUUUUCGUAAAAAAAAAGGAAUAAAAUGCAAAGCAUUUGUGGCUUUUUGUAGUUUAUAUAAGCCAGAAUGUGUUUUUGAUAGCUUUGCUAUUAUAUGAAAAGCCUAGGAGAUGAUAAAUUACAUGGGUUUUUGUAUAGAAAGCACUACCCUAAGCCAUGAAGACAGAGGUUAAAACCCAUGCUUUGCUGAACAAAUAACUGUUUUCUCUUUGUAGAGGUUUUUGUUUUUAAAGUGUAUUUCUUAUUAUAUAUAUAUAAUAUUAUUAAGAAUCUUUAAAAAAAAAAAAAAAAUCUGUGAAAUUAACAUGCUUGUGUAUAGCUUUCUAAUAUAUGAAUAUAUAAUAAUGGUCAUAGCAAACAACGUUUUAUCUUAUUAGUGGGGUUAUGUAUGUGCAGUAGCACAUGUGCUGUUCUGUUUGAUGGCUAACAGAACUAUUCAGGGGUAUGUUUAGUUUAACCUAACCAGCUACAAUGAUCCACCUGUCGACCUAUUCACAGGUUACCUGUAUUAUUAGAAGACCUCUGUACAGACGAUGACAUAUCAUGGGAACUGGCUGGCUGUUCCCAUGCACGGAAAUGCAACACUCCCAUUAAAGCUUGAACACACGUUUGUGUGCCUGUUUGGUGAAAAAAAAGAAGAAAGUUAAAGUCACACUUCAGUGAAACCAAAGUGUUAGAAUUUCUACCAAAUACCACGGGUGAGGCAUGGUGGCGGGGGUUUGUCCUAUUUUAAAUAUUUUGGCAGGAUAUUGUAUAUAUAGUGCCCAAACCUUUCGCCUCCACCCCCUUACUUGAGUUCGGGACGGUGUUUGGUCACGCACCAUCCCAAGCGAGCUGGAGCUCGAAUUAGGAGUCAGAUGAAAAGCGAUGUGCGAUUUGACCUCGAGAAAUGACAAUUUUGAACUAUUGAAAUAGCAUAUUUUAUAGCAUUUGUAACCUUGACGGUUUUGCUUUUCCUUUUUUUAGCUGUUGUUAGUGUUGUUGUGGCUGUUGUGGAGAAUUUGGUCCGUGUCGAGUGUGAACGGGGGAAGUGUUGUAUCGGUGCAUGGCCUGAGGGGUGAGACAGCUAGACAGGGUUCCUCUUUCCCCAGACAAAUGUGACUUGAAAUUAUAGCAUAGCAAAGCGACAACGUAGGAACCCCGGCGAGCUGGUUGAGGAGAAGCACAAUUUGGGAUUUUGACACGUCACUUUUUUACAGAAAGCUAGGCAUCUCUCUCUCUCUCGGCCUCUGCCUCAUUAUACUGGAUCUGCUGUUACUCAAUGUUAAGGUUAUUGCUAUCAAAGCUGUGUGCAGUUAAUAUGAGGUUACAGUGUUAAUGCCGCAUGCACAAAGUCAGAUUUAAGGGGCGGAGCCCUAGAAGUUAUGUUCUAUGUCAUGUUCAUUUUUCUAUUAUUGUCCAUUAAAUAACACAGUCGUGAGUACACACAGUUAAGGCAACAUCAGCAUUUAAUGUGAAACCAAAACCAGUGGCUCUUUCCAUGUUGUAACUUUGAGCUUCAAUUGCGUGUUGUUUAAAGAACACUAAUGACGAAAUGAUAUUAGUGCGUACAAAAAUGUGUACAAAUUUAUUUUCACAUUGCCCUCCCAUACUCCCAUACAUUUUAACAGUUAUGUUUACGUUUUUAAUGAUUAUAUCCGGAAUAUGUAAUGACCUUGGGAAAAAGCAAUGAAUUUUUCCUUGUUUGGUCUGUGGGGGUGUUCACUUAAAAUAUCUUGGUAACACCACCGAUACCAGUUACAGCAAAUGAAGCUGUCAAUAUUUUGGAUUCUCCAGUCACUGGAUUAACAUUCUGAACACUGAUUUGCCUGAACUGCCUGUGGGGAAUUGCUUAUUUUCAGUAACACUUUGGAACAUGGCUCUGUUAUAAAGGCUCAAUAAAGAAUGAAUAACUAGUAAUGUAUAAAUAUUAUGUUUAUUGUUGUAAUAACAAUAAUAAUUGUUAGUUUAUGUGUUAUAAAGUUCCUCCAAUAUAAACCAAACAUAUUGCAGCCUUUUCUCAAUCUGGCAACACUGGUCUCCUUAAUAAUAAAUUGAACACCAAUAAUAACAUUGGAAAACCAUCAAUAAUUUUUAAAAUCAUACACAAUUUAGUUUUUACUACUUUAUUAUGGAUUUAUAACAGCACCACAUUCAAAAGUCUUACCCCAUUUUCUAUGUAACAAAACAGGUCAAUAUUGUCACAUCUGCUUUGUGGUUCCCCUGGGCACUUAACGGAGAUACUUAUCAGAGUACUGUUCUUUUUUUUUCCUGUAAUGUGCUUCAAAGGGUUCAGAUAAUGGAUUUUGUUCAUAUGUUUUUUUAACCAAAGACAUGGAGCAAUCCUUCAAUACUUCUGAUCAGUAUAGCAGUGCUUCUGUAAUCAUUUUAUUUAUUAUUACUAUUUUUCUUUAAUUUUUUUUUUUUUGCAAUUGGAUCUGCCAGUUCUGUGACCUGAAAUCUGUUUGUACCUCAUACUGACCCAUACAGUACCUCAAAUGCUAAUUAUUGAUUCAAUUCUGUGUAAGAACAGUGAUGAUGACAACAGUGUUUCUAAGGCAUUGCGUAACAGCAUUGUAUUGAUUUGCUUUAUCAAUCAUAUAAUCCACACACAGUUCUAGGAUUGCUCCAACAGUUUUUUUGUUGUUUUUUUUUUUUGUUUUAUUCAAUUUUAUUCUGGAAAAAAAGUUGUUUCUAUUCAUAAAUAAUUCACAGAAAAAAUACACAAAAAACAGUAGAAACAAAUGUAGCUUGUACAAAACCUGAAAUGGGGAACGUCUGACGUACAUGUUUGUAACUUUAAAAAAAAAGAGGCUCACAGUGGCAUAAGCUGGCCUUUGUCGCCACUUGAAGACAAGAUGUUAUUAUAAAAACCCACAUCUCUGUAUCUCAAGGGACUUCAUUCAGCUGUCUGUAGUGAAUACGAAUAUGGAAAUAAAAUAAAGAUUCUCUUGUUGGAAAAAACAUUAUUUGUAUUUUGCAGACAAUUCAGUAAAUUUACUGGCUUUCUUAGUUA
Anguilla rostrata (American eel) is the source of this 5869-nucleotide messenger RNA. RefSeq names its product myocyte enhancer factor 2ca (gene mef2ca). The record is from RefSeq and is a predicted model, not a curated record. Lineage: Eukaryota; Metazoa; Chordata; Actinopteri; Anguilliformes; Anguillidae. Gene Ontology annotation, molecular function: histone deacetylase binding; DNA-binding transcription factor activity, RNA polymerase II-specific; RNA polymerase II cis-regulatory region sequence-specific DNA binding. Gene Ontology annotation, biological process: cell differentiation; heart development; positive regulation of transcription by RNA polymerase II. The transcript has 12 exons. Bases 503 to 1933 code for a protein of 476 amino acids.